GGUUUGCUUGUUCGUUUGAACUGAAGAUGGAUGUCCUCUGCUUAGAAUGUGUUUGACGUAAACCUGCGUGUUACACUUCUGAUCUGUACCCUGGAUUAGGUAUUGAAUCCAAAUUAUUUUCACAAUAAUUUCAUUUAUUAUCCCUGUGGCUUUGACAUUUUACAUUGAAAUGAAUAAUGGUUUUUUGUUUGUUUGUUUGUUUUUUUAAUCAUCAUCACCGUUUUAUGCCCACAGUGAUUAUUAGAUUCUCCCACAGUAAAAAUACGUAGCCUACACACACAGAAUUGUGUCUGUUCUAUGAGUUAAUAUCAUUGUGUUUUAUGCUCAGGCCCGAGGGUUUAUUGUUGUAUGUGGCUGAGGAUUUGAGAAGGUUUAACACUGAAAUGGACUCAAAAUAGUUUUUAAACUGUUGGGUUUUCUUAUUUUUACUCUUUUUACUUUUAUUUUACCUUACCUUACUUUACCUUUAUACUAGGCUGCUAGGCUAUAUGUUUUAUUUAUGAUCAAAGGAGACCACUUUUUAUUUUGUACAAAACACGGCAUUGUUGAAAUGGAAAUGCAGGGUUUGAGUACCUUAUAAGCAUAAGUUGCCUUCUGCUGAGCUGCAACAUCAUGUGAAAACAUCAAUGAAAGCUCAUUCAGGCAUGUUGAGAAUCCUGAUGGGCUAAUUUACUCUUUUUAUGCUGUGUUACUUUCAUUAUUUGACACAAAUAUGUUUUGCUGCUCCAGACAGAUUUGCUGAUUGACGCGGGCAAAAAUGGCUCUUUUGCCAGUAAAGGUUUCUGAUCCCCUGACUUGGUGGAAGAGUCUAUUACCUUAAUGUUGAAAUAUUGCAUAUCAGCAUUAGGGGGCAGUGGUAUCUCAUAAGAAGCAUCUUAUACAUACCAUAGUGAGGAGGAUGCUGAGCAGAACAGAACACAGAGGCGUAUGCAGGCUGCUAUCAUCAGUGAUGUCUGGAACAGAGUCUCAUACAGACCGAGAGGAGGACUACAGGUUCCUCCACAGCAUGUUGAUGGAGAAGAAACUCCACCUGCUCUUUAAGAUCCAUGAGCGUCUGAAGCGGUUUGAGAAGCGGAGCCCCAUCCCCGUCCAAGAGCACGCAGCGAGUCUGGCCUCAGACUUGGCGGAGGAGCUGAUACACCAAGGCUGGAGUGAAGAAGUCAAAGAACUGGUUGCCCUCUUUUCCCAACCCCACUUUAAGAGUCUGCUGUCCGUUCACGACACUGUAGCUCAGAGAGACUUUGAGCCCACUCUGCCACCGAUACCUGCUGAUGUGCUGGACGAGGACGAGGAUUCGGUCAAAAUUGUCAGUCUGGUCAAAACCAAUGAGCCCCUGGGGGCAACAAUUAAGAAAGACAAAUCCACCGGGGCUAUUGUCGUGGCGAGGAUCAUGAGAGGAGGCGCAGCUGAUAAAAGUGGCCUGAUCCAUGAAGGAGAUGAGCUGAAAGAGGUGAACGGAAUCUCACUGGAGCACAGGAAGCCAAAGGAAAUCCUUCCUCUCCUGGCUUGUUCAAAGGGUGAAGUUAAAUUCAAAAUCAUUCCUGCGUCCUUCAAGGAAGAAAUGGCAUCGAAUAAGAAGAAGCUGUUUUUGCGGGCUCUUUUUGACUACGAUCCCGACGCAGAUCCCGCCGUUCCGUGCAAGGACGCAGCCAUUGGCUUCAAACGGGGCGACGUCCUCCAGGUUGUCAGCACGGAGGACGACACCUGGUGGCAGGCCUGUCACCUCAGGGACGGCAGCACCCGGGGAGGGCUCAUCCCCUCGCGGCAGCUCCAUGAGAGGAGAGUUGCACUGCAGCGACCCAAAGCCCUGUUCAGGCCUCGCCGAGUCAAACCACCAGAUGAGGGCGAAGUCACGGAAGAUGUCGACUACAGUGCUAUAACAGGGAUCCACAUUGCCGGUUUAAGAAGGAGUUUCCGACUCGGAAGAAAGAGCAGUCGGGCCCGAGAAGCGGCGCGGCGCAGGAGGUGGAGCACAGGGGUUCACGGCCCAGUCCGUCCCCCUACCUACAUAGAAGUGAUCCCCUACCACAGGGACCCCAAGGAGAGACACCGCCUUGUCAUUCUGGUCGAUGUCACAUUUCGAUGGGACGCUAUGGAUUUACCAGAAGGUAUGCGAGCGUUUAACACAGGAGUGGAAGAGUGCGGCCGGUCGGAGAAUCAUUCUCAGACUGAAAUCAGGCCCGACGGCGUUGGCGUUAAUGAACUGAAGAGGAGGCUCCUGCUAUCCGACCCCGACCACUACGGCGUCACCGUACCACACACCACACGAGAGAAGAGGAGGCAGGAGAAGGAAGGGGUGGAUUAUCAUUUUGUAUCAGUUCCCAUGUUUGAAGAGGACAUUCUCAACCAUAGGUUCAUAGAAUACGGAAGUUACAAUGGACACUACUAUGGAACAAGCCUAGACUCUGUGAACAGAGUGAUGGCAGAGGGCAAGGUGUGCCUCCUGGAUGUGCACCCUGGGAAAAUAAAGCAUGUGUACACAUGUGAAUACAAACCAUACGUGGUGUUUGUGAAGCCGCCGGGUAUCGAGGAGCUGCGCCUCACCAGGCGGAGAGCUAAGUUCAUCUGCGGGGAGGAGGACAAGAGCUCAGUCAGGGUCUUUUCGGAGGAGGAUUUUGAGGACAUGAUCAGCUUGGCUGACGACAUGGAGAGCCAGUGUGGCCACUUGUUCGAAAAGGUGAUCGUCAACGGCGAUAUCGCGGUGGCGUUCAGAGAGCUGAAGGCGGCCCUCGAGAGGGUCGAGCAGGCAGAGGUCCAGUGGCUUCCAGCGGAGUGGAUGUGCUCCUCACCAACGAAAGCUCGGAGAAGCUGUGGCUACUUGGAUAGCUGGAUAUGAACAUUUAAGGGGAACGUUAAAAAAAAAAAGAGAGAGAAAAACAAUUCCUGAUUAUCUGUAGGCUAUGAAGUUAGAAUUUUUGUCAUAGUUUGGAUAUUUCUUCGAUUUAUAAACAACUCCUGUGACUGCA
Acanthopagrus latus (yellowfin seabream) is the source of this 2966-nucleotide messenger RNA. Its product is annotated as MAGUK p55 subfamily member 7-like. Bases 899 to 2836 code for a protein of 645 amino acids. The record is from RefSeq and is a predicted model, not a curated record. NCBI's taxonomy places the organism in Eukaryota, Metazoa, Chordata, Actinopteri, Spariformes, Sparidae. Gene Ontology annotation, molecular function: protein binding. The transcript has 20 exons. Gene Ontology annotation, cellular component: cell-cell junction; plasma membrane. Gene Ontology annotation, biological process: protein localization to adherens junction.